This is a messenger RNA of Trichoplusia ni (cabbage looper), 1793 nucleotides long. RefSeq lists its product as uncharacterized. The transcript is spliced from 8 exons. The coding region runs from base 426 to 1793 and encodes 455 amino acids. The record is from RefSeq and is a predicted model, not a curated record. Lineage: Eukaryota; Metazoa; Arthropoda; Insecta; Lepidoptera; Noctuidae. Gene Ontology annotation, biological process: negative regulation of cell population proliferation.
AUAAAUAAAAAAAUGAAAUAUAGGUAAUAUCUCUGAAACGAAUUUAAUUUUUAGCGUGUCUAUACUUCGUUAGUAUUAUAAGUUUAUUAGUUACUACAUUUUUUUAGUAAUGAACCAAAAUCUUAUAACUUUCUUUCGUACAUCUUUUACAUCUUUCUCACAUUUACGUAGGCUACGUCUUUUAAACAUUUUUUCACUUUACCAAAACAAACGUACUUGAGCGCAACCUUUUUUGGCAAUAUUUAAGUACCGACCUCAUUUGUGCAAUGUCAGAAUAAAACGUCACAGAGAAAGGGUGUUUUGUCAAGAUUGCGUAAAUAAGAAAUAUCGGGCGUUUAUAUUUGUUUACUUUUGUAUUUUAGGUUUGUGUUGAAUCGUUGUUCGUUUUGAUAAGGGUUUACGGAAAUUGGAUAUUGUUGUGAGUUAUGGCUGACAACUUGCCGUUGAUACCCGGCAAAGGGUCAGUAUGUACGGACGUCCGCGGCAUCCUGCGCACGGUGUUCAAGGAGCUGGACUACCUGCCACCGCUGGCCGCCGACCAGCCGCCCGCCGACGCGCCGUCGCCGGAUGGAUGGAUAGAAAAAUACAAAUCGGAAUGUAAGGAGAUUUGGAGUCACGAGGGCGAGUUGAAGGAUCAGCACGCGAAGAGGAUAUCUCACGAGCCGCUGCCGAACAUCUUCAAGUUGUUCGGGGAGGGCUCGGCGCGCGCGCAGCCGGCGUGGCGGCUCCAGCGCGGCCUGCUCGCGCGCGCCGACCUCGUGCCCAACAUCGAGCAGGAUGCAGGCCGUGAUGGGAGCCUGUGGAUCAAGAACGCGCUGAACGUGAGUUCGUGCGAGGUGGUGUCGCCGCAAGAGAAGCGCGCGCCGCCCGCCGCCGCGCACGGCUCACGCCUCGCCAUCUUUGACGACUUCAGUCUGCAAACUCUCAGUAUCGGUAAGAUAGUGGUCCGCCCCCCGCCGCCGCCGCCCGCGCCGCCCCCCGUGCCGCCGCAGCCGGACUACAUGCUCUGCGUGCCGCCACAACUUGAUUUCAUCAACUUCACUAUUGGACACUUGCAUACUCAAGGUCUCCGGCUGGUGAACGUGUCGAAGUUCGAGAUCCGCCUGUCGGUGCGUCCCCCGCGGCGGCGCGAGCUGGACGUGGAGCUGUGCGGGCCGCGCGGGCUCACCGUCACGUCGGGCGCCGCCGCCGAGUUGCGCGUGCACUUCCGACCCAGCGACGUGCGCGCGCUCUCCGACACGCUGCUCAUCAGAGUCUCCAUGGGCAGGGACUUCGUCGUGCCCAUAGCCUGCUACAUGCAGCCGCCUAUCUUAGACAUCCUGAUCCCGAGCGUGACGUCGUCGGUGUUGUCGUGCCGCGCGGGCUCGCCGCAGUGCCCGCCGCAGCACGGCAGCGACGUGCUGGAGCUGGGCGCGCGCCUGCUGGGCGACGUGCACUGCGCGCGCGUGCUGCUGCACUGCGCCUCCGACCACGCCGCCUUCUUCAUGCUCACCGAGGACGCCUGGGUCUCCUUCACGCUAGACUGCCUGAGCAGCCGCGGCUCGGUGGUGGCGGGCCCGUUCGUGCUGUGGCCGGCGUGGUGGAGCGGCGGCGGCGUGGUGCGCGGCUGCGCGUGGUGCCGCGCGCCGCGCGCCGGCCUGCACGCCGCCGCGCUGCGCGUGCUCAGCUCCACGGCCGUCAUCAGGCAUCUGCACGUGCUCGCCGACUCGCUGCUCUUCAAGCCAGAACAUCUCACCAUCGAGGUUACUAUCAACUGUAUCAACUACAUGCAAGAACUCUACUUGCCUGAGUGA